Hemiscyllium ocellatum (epaulette shark) is the source of this 902-nucleotide messenger RNA. RefSeq names its product nuclear receptor subfamily 0, group B, member 2a (gene nr0b2a). Gene Ontology annotation, cellular component: nucleus; cytoplasm. The coding region runs from base 1 to 765 and encodes 254 amino acids. Gene Ontology annotation, biological process: negative regulation of transcription by RNA polymerase II; circadian rhythm. Gene Ontology annotation, molecular function: transcription corepressor activity; transcription factor binding. The record is from RefSeq and is a predicted model, not a curated record. The transcript has 2 exons. NCBI's taxonomy places the organism in Eukaryota, Metazoa, Chordata, Chondrichthyes, Orectolobiformes, Hemiscylliidae.
AUGGCUUGUGUAAAUGUUUUGUCUGAUAAGUGCCGACAUGAUUCUGGGAAGCGACAGAAUGCAAUCUUAUACACCAUCCUGAGCCAACGUGGAGACUACAAGUUCUCACAUCACAACUGCUCCUGUGAAGUCAGACGGACUGUUAGCUUGAAGACUCCCCUUGUUACCUGUCAGGCGGUAUCCGAUGUGUUGGCAAAGACAAUCAGUUUUAUGAGGAACCUCCCUUCAUUCCAUCAUCUUCCCAGAUCAGACCAGCUGCUAUUGCUGGAGAGCUGCUGGCCCCCAUUAUUUCUGUUAGGAUUGGCUCAAGAUAGAGUGAGCUUCGAGGUGACAGAGACCCCAAGUCACAGCAUGCUGAAGAGAAUCUUGCUGAAUGGACCAAGCCUGCACAGGACAGAGGAAGAAGGGAGUUGGCAGCCAACACUGGCUGGUGUACAUAGAAUAAAAAUGUGUCUGAACAAAUUCCAAAGCCUGGAUCUAAGUGCCAAGGAGUAUGCAUACCUGAAAGGAGCUAUCCUGUUCAACCCUGACCUACCUGGACUCCGAGCUGCUCCCUACAUUGAGAGCCUUCAGCGGGAAGCGCAGCAUGCCCUGUAUGAGAUCCUGGUGCCGGCCAAGGACAGUAGCCGCUUCGCCUGUAUUUUACUCGCCGUGUCCGCCCUGAAAACUGUCAGCACCGGGCUCAUCGUCGAGCUCUUCUUCAGGCCGAUGAUCGGGCCAGCAAACAUGAAGGAGCUACUGUUUGAAAUGCUAUAUUCCCGGUGAAGAAAUAGGGGUCUGACUGCACUUCACCUCAGCCACUCACUUGGCGCCCAGCCGGACUUGCCAUUCGCUGCCUAUCCACAACUCACUAUUGUUUUGUAUUAAUGUUGUUUUAUCUUGAAUAAAAUUGGUUUAGAAGA